Messenger RNA from Linum tenue, 1595 nucleotides. The record is from the annotation of a GenBank genome assembly. Lineage: Eukaryota; Viridiplantae; Streptophyta; Magnoliopsida; Malpighiales; Linaceae.
GGAUCCAUUUCUUUGGGGUUGUUCUCUCUCUCAUCUCUCUCUCUCUCUCUCUACUCGAGAGCUUCGCAAUCCCCCACCUCUCCUUCCACAAGUCCGUUGGAUCAGCAGCCAGCUAGAGCAACAACCAAUUUCGUCAGCGCCGACCGAUAAUGUUUCUAUUCGACUGGUUCUAUGGAGUUCUCGCAUCGCUUGGGUUAUGGCAGAAAGAGGCCAAGAUCCUCUUCUUGGGUCUCGAUAACGCCGGCAAGACCACUCUCCUUCACAUGUUGAAAGACGAGAGACUAGUCCAGCAUCAGCCGACCCAGCACCCUACAUCGGAGGAGUUGAGUAUAGGGAAGAUCAAGUUCAAGGCUUUUGAUUUGGGUGGCCAUCAGAUCGCUCGCCGCAUCUGGAAGGACUAUUACACCAAGGUGGACGCAGUUGUCUACCUUGUGGAUGCCUAUGACAAGGAGAGGUUUGCAGAGUCCAAGAAGGAGUUGGACGCCCUCCUAUCGGACGAAGCACUGGCCAACGUCCCGUUUCUCAUCCUAGGAAACAAGAUCGACAUUCCCUAUGCAUCUUCAGAAGAGGAGCUUCGAUACCAUCUAGGGCUUACCAGUUUCACAACUGGCAAGGGGAAGGUCAACCUCAUGGACUCCAACGUCCGGCCUCUUGAGGUCUUCAUGUGCAGCAUCGUCCGCAAGAUGGGGUAUGGGGAUGGCUUCAAGUGGCUCUCUCAGUACAUCAAGUAGAGAGAGAUGAAGCAGCAGAUAUAAUAGAUGGGUUCUGUAUUCUUUACCAGAGCUUCUUCCUUCUUUUUCUCUCUUUGCCCCCCCUUUUUCUGGGUUUGUCUUCGUGUCAUUUUUGCUGUGACUUGGUACAAUUAGAUUGGAAGAAUGGAAUUCUUUGUGGUUGUUAUGGGUAAAACUGGUUUGGUUGGUUGAAGGAUUAAGCACAAACUUGGCAGUAUGAACCAUCCCCUAUUGAUAUAGCUCUCACCCAUAUGCGGAGAAACUAGCCGAUAUCUGAAUCGAUGUGUUAGCACAGCAAACUCUGUUCAUGUCAAGCUUGUCAUUUAUCUGGUGUUUGAAGGCAUAAUAAUGGAUGGUUGUUGCAGGUAUUGCUGAACAUUGUUAGACAAGUCGGGUGAUAUGCUUUGGCUGUUCUUGUUCAAACCACAUUUGACAUGUUUUUGAGGUAGUUGGAAAGUGGAAACUGUGCAGAAAGCUUAGAGAAGGUUGUGAAUUGCGAGAGUUGGUAGGUGGACGAGCAUUUCAACGUGGUUGUGGGGAUGAUUCUGAAUGGAUCAUGUAUGGGCAUAGGACAAACUGAGGUGAAAGAUAAUGUGUGCACAAUUUGGGACGGGUUGGCUGUGAAUUAUUUCUUACUGCACCAUUUGAAAAGGGAAAGCACGUGCUCCAUCGUCUCUCUGGGAGAAAUUCUGUUUGUUUCUUUGAAGGAUGAGAAGAGUUAACCGUUGCCAGAGGACCACCACCACUCUUGGACAGCAGGGGCUUAUAUAUAUGUUUCCUUUCUCCAUGUUCGUUUGUUCUACUAGGGUUAGGAUUUAGGACCAACCAAGAGCCACAUUUGGUCACUAAAAUUACUAAAUCGUG